This is a messenger RNA of Parascedosporium putredinis, 3348 nucleotides long. NCBI's taxonomy places the organism in Eukaryota, Fungi, Ascomycota, Sordariomycetes, Microascales, Microascaceae. The record is from the annotation of a GenBank genome assembly.
AUGCCGACCGCCCACGUGCGGCCGGAAGACGGCGAGGCUCUCCAGGUCAUUGCCAAUGCCCUUGACUUCCGAUCUGAAAAUGGUCUCUACCAGCUUAUCCAGGCUCAAUACGAAGCUGCCGCCCGGUUCCAGUCCCAGCUCCCUAUGUCCGCCGUAGAGUCGGUUCCCAGCACUCGCGGUUCCCAAGAUGACGCGUCAAAUAACGACGAGUUCCCCACAGCCAGAGCCAGUAAACGCCGGAAACUUGGACGCGUCGAAUCCGACGAACCUAGCACGUUGGAUGGCGUGGCAGAGCUGUCCAGUGCCGAACAGAGAACAAAAGGGCGACGCGGCAACAGAGGGAGGAGGAAAAGCAGCAGACUCUCCCAGAUUGACGCGACGGAGCCCAGAAGCGAGGACUCAAUUACUGUCAAGCCGGAGCCUGCUCUGGCCUGUGACACGUCGACCAACCGGAAAGCUCGUCGCCAAAGAAAUCGUGAGGAGGAGGAGGAGGAGGAGGAGCAGGAGGACCAAGACGAGGAGUGCGAGCUUCCUCAGAACGCUGCCUCUCUCCCGCCCGAGUUCGAAUCUCCUCCCCGAAACCAGACGUAUUCCACGCUACCACAGUCCUCGCCUCCUCGCUACUCGGACCGGAUCUUCCCCUUUUCCAGACAGAGCCGCCCCGUCAGCGUCGGCCUCUCUCUUGACACUCGGCAAAGCUUCUUAUUCAGUGAGAUCCGCGGAAGGUGGGCAAACUGGGCUGCCACGGGCCGCGACAUGCCCUCCUCACCGCCGUCAGUCGCCCCGUUUCCGGCGACCCCUACGACCCGAGGGCCUAUGAACCCCCACCACCGUAGAGUACUCGCCGACCUAGCCGCCGAAUCCCGUUCCCUGGGGGAUCCUCCUCACUUUUGCAGCUCCUCGCCCCUCUCCUCACCGCCGCCCGUACUCUUUGACCCCCGGGAUGAAUCGCCCUGCUCGCCCCGAGGAUCUAGUUUCGGUAGCAGCACCGCGCCCUCGGAGACGGACGAAACCCCACCCUCAUCUGAUCCUGGCACCUCCUCGCAGGGUUCCACCCUAUCGGCGAAAUUACCAAUCCCCAACAUCAAGGGGCGCGACUUAUUUGACGCGUCAAUCUGGGCCUGCCCCGUCCGAACCUCUGUCUUUUACACCUUUGCCACCACCCUCCGCCAGAAAGCCCGCGACGUCUCGCCCACCACCUCGCACCAUUUCAUUGGCCAUUUGCGUGACCGGGGAAGUUGGAGCCGCUUCUCAAACCGACGGUCAACCCUGUCCCGCCUGAGCUCCGUUGUGAGCAAAGAGGCGUCUAGCUUGAGCGAAGACGGUUUGGAAGCUACAGGGGAGUCUAAGCAGAUGAUUGACAAAGAAGGUGAGAGCGUCGGCACUGGACAGGCUCCGAUAGAUGGUCCCGACGUUGUAGCCGAGCUUUCAAUAUGCCAAUCUCAGGACACCACCGAGGGAGGCUGGGACGGGGACGAUCGGGAAAUCGAGACCCUAUCCGGCCGCCAGCCAGAGUGUCCCCACUGCGCCGGUGCUGCGGCUGCGCGACAAGAGAGGGGCAAGCGGGCUCUAGGUGUCGGGAAGCUCCGCCCUGACAUUGUGUUAUACGGCGAAGACCACCCUAACGCCCAUUUGAUUUCUCCCGUCAUCACUCAUGACCUCGGGCUUGGUCCCGACCUCUUGCUUAUUCUCGGGACGUCCUUGAAGGUCCAUGGUCUCAAAGUCAUGGUUAGGCAGUUCGCCAAGGCCGUGCACAGCAAAGGAGGCAAGGUGGUGUUUAUCAACUUCACCAAGCCUCCCGAGAGUAUCUGGGGAGACGUGAUUGACUACUGGAUCCAGUGGGAUUGCGACGCAUGGGUGGACAACUUGAAGGAACGAGUCCCGGCGCUAUGGCUGCCGCCCGGUGCCGCGUUACCGGAGCCACCGAAGAAACGCAAGAGGGAGAGCGCGGGCGGCGAAAAGAAAAAGACGUCGACCAAGAGAAUGUCUCUGAAGAAGGAAAAGACCGGAGAGGGUGCUCUACUACAAGAUACUCCAGUAACCUCGGAUUCAAUCAUCGCAAGUGGGCUACCCUACCAGGCCGUAGCGCCUGGAGAACAAAAGACCGAAGCCGACGUACUAAACGCGAUAUCCGAAAUAGCGGAUAAAGCCCCGGGCGAUGCGUUGGAUCCAUCCGGUACGCAGCAUGGAGCGCAGAAGCGAUCCCCAAAACCGGCCAAGGGCGUCAAGGAGGACAAGAUCAAUGGAGCCUACCUAACGUGGAGGAUUAUGGAUAGCCUUCGACGGUUAUCCGGGAGACCCACCCCGCCACUCAUGGAGUUGCCUUCAUUGGCGGCAACAUAUGCAGCCGCCGCUGCUGCCACCAAGAUCAAGCGCAACGAAGCAGCCAAGGCCAGGCGCCAGAGAAAAUCCGCUCCAGCUGCGCUCACACGACCGGAUCCCGCCGUUCUCGAAGGCGGGCCAGAAACUGAAGCAACAAUGGUACCGGCCGCCAUAUCCACAAGUACUAUAGCCUCUACCUCAUUAGACGUAUCAACAGCGGUGGCACCAGACGGAGAUUGCGCGACGCCGCCUAUGCGACACACGCCUUCCGUUACCCAGUCCUCACCACCCAUCCCCAUCACUUUCCACACACCAACGUCCAUUCUGCUGCCCAAGCCACAGGCAUCGAUUCUCGCCGCUGUCAAGUCGAAUCCCAGGCGACGCAAACGCAAGGUGAUUGACGGGGAGGAGGUGGUGCUACCCUGCGUCAACAGCAGGGGGUCCGCACCAAGUCCUCCCCGCUGGCACGCCCUCGAGCCAUCGCCGAGCUGGCGCCCGAACCCUAUACCAACCGGACGGCAAGGAAAAUGGGCGGUGGAUAUCGACGACGCCGAUCCCUAUCCCCCACGUUCCCCAUACAUCACGGCCAACGCCAAUGAAGUCGUCGGUCCCAGCGCAGCAAAGGGCUGCGGGGACGUCGUGCUUGGUCUCGUCGCGUCCCAAGUCUCUAUCAUUGUCCCUACCUCUACCCCCGUCGCUGUCCCUCCCACCACCCCGCCACCACUGGCGGCACGGGGCGACGAACUUUCAGAAUCACUCGCACUCCCUCCCCUACGGCAGCCGUUAUCCCCGGCAAUCGCGAGCCACAUGCAGCUUGUAUCGCCAGACUUGUGCAAGCUGGAGCCGAUGGAGCCCUCAUCGUCGCCGCGGGGCCCGCUAGCCACCAUCUCGACGAACUUGCGGACGUCUGUGGUCACGGGCGAUUUGAGAAAGAAUCCCUUCUUUUUCGCGGACCCUUCGGUCAUGUGGGAGGAGCUGUCCUGGCGAGAGAGGGCGACCGGGGCGGGCAGGUUGAGAUGGAACUAG